Messenger RNA from Labrus bergylta (ballan wrasse), 2277 nucleotides. RefSeq names its product fibulin 5 (gene fbln5). Gene Ontology annotation, biological process: elastic fiber assembly. The record is from RefSeq and is a predicted model, not a curated record. Gene Ontology annotation, molecular function: calcium ion binding. NCBI's taxonomy places the organism in Eukaryota, Metazoa, Chordata, Actinopteri, Labriformes, Labridae.
GCCGCCUGUCGGAGGGAGCUCCGCUGACCGGAGGGGGCUGGCUCUCCGUGAUUGAAUCCAGCUGUGGAGAAGGAGCUCGGAGGGGGCCCGACACAUUUGCAUUGCUUAAUACUGCUGUAGAGCGGGACAGAGAGGGGGCGAAACGGGACAGUCCGGUUCCAAAAAGACAUUAGUGCAACACUCGGUCCAUGUUCCGGAGCUCCAGCUCGAGCAGCUUAAUGCAAACCUGCUGUCGGCCUUCGCGUAAAGGCGCAUAGUUGGGGGGGGGCGGUGAGAGCCCUGCUGGGGAGUGGACAGGGGAUCUGGGGAGAGUUUACGGGUCGUCUAAAUCUUUCCUUUUCGAGAAACCAUGCUCCCUGAAAGACGUGGCUUCACGUCUCGCUCCUCUGUAAGGAUGUUGGCAGCUCUGCUAUUUAUUCUGCAUUGGAUCCAGCCUGGACACGGACAGACCUGCACAGAGGGUUUUGUAUAUGACCGCAGGGCGAGACAGUGCAUAGAUGUGGACGAGUGCCGGACCCUGCCAGACGCCUGCAGAGGAGACAUGCGCUGCGUGAACCAGAACGGGGGUUACCUGUGCAUCCCAAGGAGCUUGUACAACCAGCCCUACAGACCGGAGACCCCCGACCUGCCCGAGCCCGCCUACCCGGACCCGUCCCUUGGAUUCCCAGACACCUUUGUUCCAGCUGUUCCCAGAUCUGUGGAGCCCAGUUACCCCAGAGUGAGGACCACAGCGCCGUGCAUCCUGGGAUACACUCUUGCAGAGGAUGGCACCUGUAAUGACAUUGAUGAAUGUGAGACAAACUCUCAUCACUGUAACCCGACCCAGGUCUGCAUCAACACAGCAGGUGGAUACACCUGUUCCUGCACGGAGGGAUACUGGCUCAUCGGGGGACAGUGUCAGGAUAUUGAUGAAUGUCGCUAUGGUUACUGCCAACAGCUGUGUGCUAAUGUCCCGGGCUCUUAUUCAUGCUCCUGUAACCCCGGCUUCAUCCUGAACCCCGACAGCAGGACCUGUCAAGACGUGGACGAGUGUAACGAUGAACCAUGCAGUCACGGCUGCUUCAACACUUACGGCUCCUUCAUGUGUAACUGUGACGAAGGAUUCGAGCUGGCGGCUGACGGGACUUCCUGCAUCGACCUGGACGAGUGCAGCUUCUCUGAAUUUCUGUGUCAGCACAGAUGUGUGAACACUCCCGGCUCGUUCUCCUGUGUCUGUCCGCCCGGUUAUUAUGUUUACGAGGACGGCAGGAGCUGUGAAGACUUCAAUGAAUGUGACACUGGUAACAACACCUGUACAACAGCACAAGUAUGUUUCAAUUUCCAGGGAGGCUUCACCUGCCUGAACCCUUUACAGUGUCACUCUCCGUACAUCGAAGUCAGUGACAAUCAGUGCAUGUGCUCAGCUGAGAACCCUGCCUGCAGGGACCAACCCUUCACUAUUCUGUACCGACACAUGGACCUGUCGUCGGGGCGCAGUGUGCCUGCAGACAUCUUCCAGAUGCAGGCCACCACUCGCUACCCCGGCGCCUUCUACAUCUUCCAGAUAAAGUCGGGAAACGACGGGCGAGAGUUUUACAUGAGACAAACCAGCAACGUGAGUGCCACCCUCGUCUUGUCUCGGCCCAUCAAGGGACCGAAGGAGGUGGUGCUGGACCUGGAGAUGGUCACGGUCAACAACGUCAUCAACUUCAGAGGCAGCUCCAUCAUCCGGCUCACCAUAUUCGUGUCGGAGCAUCCGUUCUGAUGAACUCCAUCAGGCUGCAGCUGUCCUGACGGUCGGUGUGAGACAGCUCGUCACCUUUUCUUUUUGUGUUUGUUUCUAAAUCGUUGUGUCAUCCUCAUAAAGACUCAGCAAAGAUCAGCUGAUGGGAAAUCAUCCCCGCCCUGGUUUAAUGGACUCUGAGCUUUUAUGGCUGCGAUCUGGACACACGUGGAUAUUUAUGGUGUACAAUUUCUGACAUCCUGUUUCUGUUUAGAAAAGACCUGAACGUGAUGGAAUUUACCGUCUUUGUGUACCUGAAUAUACACAACACAUGUUUUUAAGGAGUCCCCCCCCCCAUGUGUCUGUGAAUUUGAACCCCCUCAGAUAAGCUGUGAACUUUUUAUACGUCAUCAGAUCAUCGUGGUGUGUAUUUGUGUUUGGAGCGGGGACGGUUAUCUGAGCAGAAGUGUAAUUGUGUAUUUGCAGUGGCAAUAUUUGAGAUGAUGUAAUUAAGCCAGUCAUUAACUGAAUUAUUGAUCACACUUUCUUUUGGACCAAUAAAUGUCUUCACCACA